AUGUAUGCUCGGACUGAGGUUACAUCUACGAUUUCCACUUCAUCCUCGCAGAAUCUGGUCAUUUUGGGCGACUUGAACGCCGACCGCUCUUACCUUACCAAAGAGGCUCGGGACAAACUUCGUUUGAGAAAAGACAGUCGGCAUAAAUGGCGCAUUACAGAUGAUAUGGACACAACUGUAUCCGCCCAGAAAUGCUCCUACGACAGCCUGUGUCAUCGAACGAGGCUUCUUCUCCUUCUCUGUCCGCGGCAGACCAAUUUACGAAAUCUGGACCGAUCUCGCAUGCGCGGUGCCGUAGUUGCAGGCAUGAAUAAUGGCUAG
Messenger RNA from Echinococcus granulosus, 321 nucleotides. RefSeq names its product Deoxyribonuclease-1. The coding region runs from base 1 to 321 and encodes 106 amino acids. The record is from RefSeq and is a predicted model, not a curated record. Gene Ontology annotation, molecular function: DNA nuclease activity. Gene Ontology annotation, biological process: DNA catabolic process. Lineage: Eukaryota; Metazoa; Platyhelminthes; Cestoda; Cyclophyllidea; Taeniidae. The transcript is spliced from 2 exons.